Messenger RNA from Drosophila kikkawai, 2523 nucleotides. It is a transcript of the gene su(f), whose product is annotated as cleavage stimulation factor subunit su(f). The record is from RefSeq and is a predicted model, not a curated record. Gene Ontology annotation, cellular component: nucleus. Lineage: Eukaryota; Metazoa; Arthropoda; Insecta; Diptera; Drosophilidae. Gene Ontology annotation, molecular function: mRNA binding; protein binding. Gene Ontology annotation, biological process: mRNA 3'-end processing.
CACACUAGAGAGCAAAUUGAAGCCGCAUUGCAAAAAAUAUAAUUAUUUAUUAAUUAUUUAAGCGGCCCCGCAGCGUGGGUCAUAAAUCGACACAGUCGACUGAGUAGGAGCAACCGUUCAACAGCGGGCUCCACAGGCAAAAGAAGAGCACGUGGGCAGGCGUCGAGUGGAGCAGCAGCAGCAGCGGCCCGAAAAACGCCGGCAAAACAAGAAAAUGACGUCGGCAAAGGAUUUAAUCAAAAUUGACAUAGAAUGGGGCAUGGAGCGCUUAGUGCGGGCCCAACAGGUUGUGGAGCUGCGACCCUACGACAUCGAAUCGUGGUCUGUGAUGCUCCGCGAGGCCCAGACACGUCCCAUCCACGAGGUGCGCAGCCUGUACGAGUCCCUGGUGAAUGUCUUCCCCACCACGGCCCGCUACUGGAAGCUUUACAUUGAGAUGGAGAUGCGCAGCCGUUACUAUGAGCGUGUGGAGAAGCUCUUCCAGCGUUGCCUGGUCAAGAUCUUGAACAUUGAUCUGUGGAAGCUUUAUCUCACCUACGUGAAGGACACCAAAUCGGGUUUAAGCACGCACAAGGAAAAGAUGGCCCAGGCCUAUGACUUUGCUCUGGAGAAGAUUGGCAUGGAUCUGCAUUCGUUUAGCAUUUGGCAGGACUAUAUCUACUUUCUUCGCGGCGUGGAAGCCGUUGGCAAUUAUGCAGAGAACCAAAAGAUCACCGCCGUUCGUCGGGUUUAUCAAAAGGCCGUGGUAACACCCAUUGUGGGCAUCGAGCAGCUAUGGAAAGACUAUAUUGCCUUUGAGCAGAACAUUAAUCCCAUCAUAUCCGAAAAGAUGAGUCUAGAGCGAUCCAAGGACUACAUGAAUGCCCGCCGUGUGGCCAAAGAGCUGGAGUAUCACACAAAGGGUCUUAAUCGCAAUUUGCCAGCGGUGCCGCCCACUUUAACCCGUGAGGAGAUCAAACAAGUGGAGCUAUGGAAACGUUUUAUUACCUACGAAAAAUCCAAUCCUUUGCGUACCGAAGAUACGGCUUUGGUCACACGCCGCGUUAUGUUUGCCACGGAGCAGUGCCUGCUGGUUUUAACCCAUCAUCCGGCCGUUUGGCAUCAGGCCUCACAGUUUCUGGACACAAGUGCUCGCGUACUCACCGAGAAAGGCGAUGUCCAAGCAGCCAAGAUUUUUGCUGAUGAAUGCGCCAAUAUCUUGGAACGCUCCAUCAACGGUGUCCUCAAUCGCAAUGCCCUGCUGUAUUUUGCCUAUGCUGACUUUGAGGAGGGUCGCCUCAAGUACGAGAAGGUUCACACCAUGUACAACAAGCUGCUUCAGCUGCCAGAUAUUGAUCCGACUUUGGUCUAUGUUCAGUAUAUGAAGUUUGCUCGCCGUGCCGAGGGCAUCAAAUCCGCUCGUGGCAUCUUCAAGAAGGCCCGCGAGGAUGUACGUUCCCGUUACCACAUCUUUGUGGCCGCCGCCCUCAUGGAGUACUAUUGUUCAAAGGACAAGGAGAUUGCGUUCCGUAUUUUUGAGCUGGGCCUGAAACGCUUUGGCGGCAGUCCCGAGUAUGUCAUGUGCUAUAUUGAUUAUCUGUCGCAUCUGAACGAGGACAAUAACACACGGGUGCUGUUUGAGCGUGUGCUAAGCUCCGGCGGCUUGUCGCCGCACAAAAGCGUGGAGGUAUGGAACCGUUUUCUUGAGUUUGAGUCCAACAUAGGCGAUCUUUCCAGCAUUGUGAAGGUAGAGCGUCGUCGCAGUGCCAUCUUUGAGAAUCUCAAAGAGUACGAGGGCAAGGAGACUGCCCAGCUGGUGGAUCGCUACAAGUUCCUUGAUCUCUAUCCCUGCACUAGCACUGAACUCAAGUCCAUAGGCUAUGCUGAGAAUGUGGGCAUUAUCUUGAACAAGGUGGGCGGCGGCGUCCAUAAUCAAAAUAAUGGAGAGGCCGAAGCGGAUAGCGAGGCUGCCCCACCUUUGCCGCGUCCUGAUUUCUCCCAAAUGAUUCCCUAUAAGCCGCGUCCCUGCGCUCAUCCUGGCGCCCAUCCUUUGGCCGGUGGUGUCUUCCCCCAGCCGCCAGCGUUGGCUGCCCUCUGUGGCAUUCUGCCGCCGCCCAACUCCUUCCGUGGACCCUUUGUCAGCGUGGAGCUGCUCUUCGAUAUCUUUAUGCGUCUCAAUCUGCCGGAAUCUGCCCCACAACCGAAUGGCGAUAAUGAUCUGACACCGAAGAUCUUUGAUCUGGCCAAGUCCGUGCAUUGGAUUGUGGACACCAGCACGUAUACGGGGGUGCAGCACAGUGUGACGGCUGUACCGCCGCGACGACGACGUCUCCUGCCCGGUGGCGAUGAUAGUGAUGAUGAUCUGCAGACCUCGGUGCCGCCCACACAUGAUAUUUACCGGCUGCGGCAGCUGAAGCGCUUUGCCAAGUCCAAUUGAGCUUGAUUUCAAAUUAUUUCCUCUUUUUUUCUCUAUUUUUUGUUGUUUUUUACAUGCAUUUAUAACAAAAGAAAAAAAUACAAGGAAAAUAAGACAGAGUUUUUAUG